UCAACUUUGAUGUUAAUAAGUGGUAACAUGCCCGGGUUCGCUAUUAUAUACACUCUUGGUAAUGUCAUAUCACUUCUAAGUACUGGGUUCCUUGUUGGCUUCAAAAAACAAGCAAAGACAAUGUUUGCACCAGUUCGCUGGAUUGCUAGUACUGUUUUUAUCGCAUCAAUGGUAGCUACGUUGGUUGUGGCGUUCUUG
Messenger RNA from Racocetra persica, 198 nucleotides. The record is from the annotation of a GenBank genome assembly. NCBI's taxonomy places the organism in Eukaryota, Fungi, Glomeromycota, Glomeromycetes, Diversisporales, Gigasporaceae.